This is a messenger RNA of Vitrella brassicaformis, 1493 nucleotides long. The record is from the annotation of a GenBank genome assembly. NCBI's taxonomy places the organism in Eukaryota, Vitrellaceae.
ACCCGGAGCAUAAGCACUCGGACGCUCGCGUUCAAUAUGCAGAGUCCAUGCAUCCGACACGACGUCAGUGAGUGAAGUGUCUGUCUGCACGUUCCGACCAUACAUAUGUACGGACACUCCCUAGCCAACCCAACACCACACCACACACACUUCAUUCAGAGCUUCGCCCUAACUUGCGACAUGACCUUCUCGCUCGUCACGAGAGCACUGCUCAUGGCACCCUCGACAGACGCGGCCACCAUGAAGUCCCCCGCCACGUACACACCGAUCUUCUCAUCCCCCACACACCCCCGCCCCCUCAGUCCGUCAGGCACACCCACGGGGAAGCAGCUGCCCCACCUGUGGGCCUGCACGGCGGCAGGCGAAUCCAUAUCCAUCUUGCUCGCCGCCUCCUUGGCCACCGUCUGCAGGACCAUCUUGAGGUGGUCUGCCAUCGUCUUGGCCAGCCUGUCCAGGGCGUCGGGAUCGCUCGACGCCGACACGCUAAUGUGCUCCUCUGCGAAUGCGGGAGUGGAGUGGGCGACGAACGACACGUGAGAGGGAGAGGGGGAGUGGCCUGCUGAGGGGGUGGGAAGGGGCAUCUGCACCACCUUGGAAAGCAUGCCGUUCUCGAUGAGCAAACAAUCAAAAGGCAGAGAGGGCGGGGCGUCGCUGACAGGGUAGGUGACCAUGAGGCUGAAGAUGGGGUCGCUCUUGACCUCGCCCAUCAUGGCGGCUACCCUCUGCACAGCAUCCGACACCUGUGCGGCAGCCAGCCUGUCGCCGGCCACAGUCAGGGGCGGGGGCAGGCCGAACGUCUUCUGGAACCGGGGGUGGCCGUUGGUGACGCUCGUGAUGAUCAGGUAGUCAUAGCCGGCAUAUUCCUUGGCCUGCUUGUCCACCAGCCGCCACUGCUGGGUGGUCUUGUCGAAGCAGUACUCGACUAUCAUCGUCUGCUCCCUCUUGGUGAUGUUGUCGCCCUCAAGCAGCGCCGAACACAGGCUGGCCAUGUGCGGCACCCCUCUGUAGAUCUUGCAGGUCUCAGCGUCGCCGGACGACCCGUGGCUGGCCCGCGUCGUGUCGGCCUGCCGCACCCCCUUGGUGGCCCAGUCUAUGCUCAUGACCUUGCCCUUGUACUCCUCGAUGCACUGUUUGCCGGCCAGCGACUCGAUGAAGGCCGUCACAGCAGGGUCACACACAUGGAAGCAGGGGGCGCCGUGGUUGUACCACACCCCAGGGAGCUGCCGAGUGAAGCGAGUGGAUGCCCGGCCGCCAGGCCCACGGCCCAUCUCUGCAGCAGGAGCCGCACACAAGACAAGACAGCCAACAGACAGACAAAGCGAUGGAUGAAUGAUCAUCGAACUGGUUGGUUUAUCGACAGACGGACCGAAAACGUCGAUAGCGAUGGGCAGGCCUGAGCGGGAGAGCUGGUGGGCGAUGGUGCUGCCCGUGACUCCUGCACCUAUGACGGCCACACGUUGGUGCUUGAAAGCCGCCAUCCUGACUGCCGCGGC